Molecule: messenger RNA, 1256 nt
Organism: Xenopus laevis (African clawed frog)
Lineage: Eukaryota; Metazoa; Chordata; Amphibia; Anura; Pipidae
Gene: cdc42se1.S
Product: cdc42 small effector 1 S homeolog
Exons: 6
Coding region: 404-643 (79 amino acids)
Biological process (GO): regulation of Rho protein signal transduction
Cellular component (GO): plasma membrane; cytoskeleton
Molecular function (GO): small GTPase binding
Source: RefSeq, a predicted model, not a curated record
CUGUGCUCUUACUGUCCAGCAGCUCAUCCAGCUCCUUGUCCUCUUCCCCGGCCCCAGCCAUCGUUACUACUUCGUGCCAGCGGGCGGGCCUUUCAAUGACAGCGCUACGCUCAGCCAAUAAAGCGCCAGCGUAACCACACCUUAACUGAGGAUCUGAACUUAGCUGCAACUUUACAGCCAUUCUACAGCCGAAAAUCCCUCAAGCCAUCUCUCCCCUGCCACGAAAACCCACUCAAGGAAUAUUCCCAAGUGGUGAGACGAGGCUGCACUAUUCCAGUUUCCCCCGUCGAUAUUGGCCAAUGGAGUGAGCCAAGAGAAGACAACUGACUUACCGCACUGCUGACCCAAAACAAGCACGGGUACCGGAGCCAAACACACAACCAAGCUGGAAGCCUCUGAUAAUAUGAGUGACUUUUGGCACAAGCUGGGCUGCUGCGUCGUAGAAAAGCCACAACCAAAGAAGAAGCGGAAGAGAAUUGACCGAUCGAUGAUCGGAGAGCCUAUGAAUUUUGUCCACUUGACUCACGUUGGGUCAGGAGAUAUGGGAGCCGGUGAUGGACUUCCAAUGGCCGGUACAGUCCAGCAGCAGAUGAGGUCCAAAUGUGGACGUGACAGACAGUGGAGCAACUCCAGAGUUUUGUAGCUGCGUCAGUGUAGAAGUUGUAUGAAAAAGAGCCGUCGUAAACAGCAGGGGGAAAGCGCAGUGGUUUAGUCACUGGAUAACUUAUUGGAACAUUCGUCUUUUUAUUCUGGAAUUAUUUUUGUAAAUGGAAUUUAAACAAAGAUUUGAAUGUGCAAUAUUUUUCUAGUGUAUUUUAAAAAAUUUAGCUUUUUUUUUUUCCCCCCACUGUACAAUUGCUGUAGCAGAAAGCGCAAAUUGUCCGUUUUCUACUUGUCUGCUGGAAGGAUUGAAACCAUGUCAGAAACACAAGCACUUCCUAAAGUCUCUCCGAAAAUAAAUAUGUUUGUAUUCAGGAAUGAAAUGUACAAUGAGAGAAGAAAUCUCUUAAUAUUUGAAAUGUAACGUUGUUUGUAAAAUAGGGACAAAAAUGGGAAAUACACACAAUGCAAAAUUUUCUAUUUUAUUUUGUUAAAUUCCAUUAUGCAGAGGCUUAGAGAGAAAGGAAAUGAGGUUCUCCUGGGUAUAACUGUACAGAGGAUCAGUAUAAAAAAUUCCUAGGAAUUUAUGUCUAUUUUCUAUUUUUUAGCAUUAACCCGUUUUCACUAUAAAAAAUAAAACCUUUUGUUGAAAUCAA